CAGCUCAGCACACACACUCUCUCUCAGAUGCUGCGGGAGUGGAGGACAGACUGAGAUGCCUGUUUGCUGUUUGCAUCUGAACGGAGCGUAAAGUUAUGUGUGUUUGAAUUUGGGAGGGAGGAGGAGGGAGGUCUGUCAGCUGCAGGAUUCCAUCACUCUUAGCAACCGUUACUGAGUUACCACGGAAACGCUGCGCGAUGUUCUCUGCUUCUCCUUUGUCCUCCUCCAUCGCUCCCCUCUCUCUCCCCCCCCCUCUCUCUCUCCCUCUCACUCCAUCCUGUCUUUAUUGCCGGUCGACUUCCUCUGUGCGUUGCUACGGCGAUGCUCUGGGACAUUCAGCUGGAUCAUUUUUCCGCCGCAGUGCCGGAGUGCAGAGCUCGAACUGAAGGAAGUCACCAGCUGAUCACCUCGUUUACCUGUCAGAUGCCGUCAGUCUGUUCCUGCUCGUCAACUUUAAAAAAAAAAACAAAAACUCCACUUUUGUCUUGUGACCUUUUAACCCUUCCGCUUCCCUUACGGAUCACGGCAUAGCUCUUUGUUUUGGAUUGGCCGGGCUGACAGGUGACGUCACAGGAAGUUGGACGAAGUUUUAUUGAACCCAAACGGCUGCGAUUGGUGUCGAUGUUUUCACGACUCCGUCAGUCUGAGAGACGUCCGGACGCUCGGAGAACAAACUCCACUCAGUGAACACAACAACUCUCCAAACACCUCCUUCUCCUCCUUCUCACCCACGCUGAGAUGAACGAGGAGGUGGAGGAGUUGCAGCUGCAGGAGCGGGAAGUGCAGCAACAGGAGGGAGAGCAGCAGGAGGAGGUGGAGGUUCAGCAACAGGAGAUGCAACAGGCGGGAAAGCAAGGGGAGGAGGAGGAGAUGCAGCAGCAGGAGGACAGACAGGCUGAGGAGGUGCAGCAGGUAGAGGGGGAGCAGGUGCAGCAGGAGGAUUUGCAGCAACAGGAGCAGCAGGGGGAGGAAGAAGUGGAGAUGCAACAAAAGCAGGACGAGGUGCAGCAGAGUGAGGUGGUAGAAGAGGAGGAGGAGAUGCAGCAGGUUGAGGAGCUGCAGCAGACCGAGGAGGAGGAGGAGCAGCAACAGCAGCGGCAGGAGGAAGAAGCGCGGACUGAGGGGGUGUCAUGGACUGUGCAGCAGCAGAGUGAAGAGGAGCAGGAGUUUGAGAAGGAGCAGCAGCAGAUCGAGGAGGCGCAGGAGUUUGUGGAUGCUCUGGAGCAGAAUCACAACAACCAGGUCCUGAUUCGACUGAGAGGAAUGCAGAAAUAUAAAAGUACAUCACAGAGGCUGAAGGGGGUCCUGGAGCAGAUGGACCGGGGCAUCGUGGACCUGCAGGAGCUCCGCAGGAACCUGGAGCUCGCUGCUGCCAUGUUGGACGCUGUUUACACCGAUGAGACCAGGUGGGAUGGACGGAAGCGUCUGCUGGACACUGAGGACGAGCUCAGCGACUUGCAGGCCGAGUCGGUGCCCAGCGAGGUACGUGAUUGGCUGGCGUGCACCUUCAGCAGGAAGAUGGGCGUGGCCAAGCGGCGCCCCGAGGAGAAGCCGAGAUUCAGGAGCAUCGUCCACGCAGUGCAGGCUGGCAUCUUUGUGGAGAGGAUGUACAGACGGACAUCCAACAUGGCAGGUCUGACCUAUCCUCCCACGGCCUUGACUGCUCUAAAGGAAGUGGAUCAGUGGUCGUUCGAUGUUUUCUCUUUCCACGAGGCCACGGGAGACCACGCCCUCAAGUUCCUGGUCUACGACCUGCUGACCCGCUAUGACCUCGUCAACAGGUUCAGGAUCCCAGUCCAGGCUCUGGUGCAGUUCGUUGAAGCUCUGGAGAACGGCUACAGCAAACACAGGAACCCCUACCACAACCUGAUCCACGCCGCUGAUGUCACUCAGACCGCCCACUUCCUGAUGCUGCACACUGGACUGAUGCACUGGCUCAGCGAGUUGGAGAUUCUCGCGAUGGUUUUCGCUGCAGCGAUUCACGACUUCGAACACACGGGAACCACCAACAACUUCCACAUCCACACCAGGUCGGAGGUGGCCAUUUUGUACAACGACAGGUCGGUGCUGGAGAACCAUCACGUCAGCGCCGCCUACAGGCUGAUGGCAGAGGAGGACAUGAACAUCCUGGUCAACCUGAACAAGGACGACUGGAGGGAGCUGAGGUCUCUGGUCAUAGAGAUGGUGAUGUCCACAGACAUGUCCUGUCACUUCCAGCAGAUCAAGACCAUGAGGAACGCCCUGACACAGACACACAGCAUAGACAAAGUGAAGGUUUUGUCUCUGAUGCUUCACGCUGCAGACAUUAGUCAUCCAGCCAAAGCCUGGCCGCUGCACUACCGCUGGACUCACAGUCUGAUGGAGGAGUUCUUUAGACAGGGAGAUAAAGAGGUGGAGCUCGGCCUUCCUUUUUCUCCUCUCUGUGACCGUAAAGCUACGAUGAUCGCCCAAUCACAGAUAGGUUUCAUAGACUUCAUCGUGGAGCCGACCUUCAGCGUCCUGAUCGACACCACGGAGAAGGUGAUUGGUCCCCUGAUAGAGGAGGACAGGAAGGCCAGAGAGACAGGAAACAGGAGGUCCAGUUUAACAGGAAGCGGCUCUGUUACCGUGGAGUCGGUGCAGAGACACAACAGCGGUCGCCACGGAAACAGUGAUGAUGGACAGAUGGACUUUUCUCUGACCGCCAUCGACCUGCCGGCUCUGAGGCUACACCUGUCCGGCGUCAUCGCCAGCAACAAGGACCGCUGGAAAGAGCUUUCUGUUCAGGAACUGGCCAAUAAGGAGCGAGAGGAGCAGGAGAGGUUGGAGUCCAACAUCAACUCAGACGUCCAGUCUCUUCCAGCCUCACCCAACCACAGCGUCCCCGAUGGACACACCUCUGACCAAUCACAGAACUCAGACGGAUCCCCACCUGAUCAGACACAAGGCCACAAGUCACCUGACCACAUGCCUGCAGAUCACCUGACCUGGAAUGGGGCACGGCUGGGCGAGGAGAAGGAGGAGGAGGAGGAGGAGGAAGAGGAGGAGGACAAUGAUGAAGUGCCUGAAAACGCCUGAUGACACUCCGCGGCAAACUCACCACUAUAUCUGUGGUGGUGGCAGAUCACCAUGGCAACAGGCGGCGCGGUGCAGUGACAGCGAGAGUUCAGACUCUUCUGUUUUAAACACAGCAGCCGACUCAGUGGCCCCUUCCCUCCUUACUUCGGUGGAC
Messenger RNA from Seriola dumerili (greater amberjack), 3211 nucleotides. It is a transcript of the gene pde1a, whose product is annotated as phosphodiesterase 1A. The transcript is spliced from 16 exons. Gene Ontology annotation, biological process: signal transduction. Lineage: Eukaryota; Metazoa; Chordata; Actinopteri; Carangiformes; Carangidae. The coding region runs from base 739 to 3057 and encodes 772 amino acids. Gene Ontology annotation, molecular function: 3',5'-cyclic-nucleotide phosphodiesterase activity. The record is from RefSeq and is a predicted model, not a curated record.